Caenorhabditis briggsae is the source of this 975-nucleotide messenger RNA. The transcript is spliced from 3 exons. The coding region runs from base 1 to 975 and encodes 324 amino acids. NCBI's taxonomy places the organism in Eukaryota, Metazoa, Nematoda, Chromadorea, Rhabditida, Rhabditidae. The record is from RefSeq and is a predicted model, not a curated record.
AUGAAUUUUAGUGAAAACGGAAAUUCCUUGCUUCAUAUACAGAAUAAUGGAAACACUUUAAAAGAUAUCCUCUUAAUUCUUUUUAUCUAUAGUAUAAUAGUUUCACCAAUUUUUGUGAUUUAUUUAAAAGUGUACAAAUUGAAUAAAACUCGAGACGAGGAAACUGCAAUUUUUCAAAUCAUUGACCAUUUUCACGUAAUUAACAAAUAUCUGACUACGGCAUUUUGGUGCUUGACGUCACUCGGAAUUUUGUUGUACUUCUACGAACAUGAAAAUAUUGCUGUUGUUCUUAUCAUGAUCAGUGUUAUACCAUGUUCAUGUGUAACAGAAGUCAACCAAUUUCUACUGGGAUUAUUGGCAAUUCAACGAUUUUUCAUUUAUUUCUAUCCGAGUACCGAGAAAUACUUGAACUUUUCAAAAAGAACUAUGAAGUGGAUUUUAAUAAUUGCUUAUUCCAUUUCAGUUUUGGAAUUGGUACAUGUAUUUAAAAACGAGGAUUAUUCAAUUAGCUACGUAUAUAAUGGUUCUAUCCAGGUAUUUUUAACUGCAUCUGCUUUAUUAUACAUUCCAAUUGUGAUUAGUAUUAGUAAAGUAGCUAAUUUGGCAUCUGCAAAAAUCAAUAAACCUCAAAUAUUUGUUGCUUUGCAACUAGUAAUCGUUGUAGCAAAACAAAUGGUUUUCUUAACAAUGUUUCUGGUUUGUGAGUUUUUUGAUGUAACUCCAGAUGGCUUCAUGGCUGAAGCUAUUAAAUCGGUUGAUCCUAAAUUUAUACCAAUGUUAUUGGCAUUUUUUAACUCAAAAGCUGUUGAUAUUCUUUUGAUGCCAACAAUCACUCAAAUCACAUAUCUUUUGUGUAAUAGAAGAAAUUUGAUAACUUUGUGGAGAUCGCUGAAACCUAAUUGUUGCAAAUCAAAUGCAGUGGACCCGAAUGUUCCUUUAAACUAUAUGGAGAAUAUGGAAACAACUCAGCAAUGA